This is a messenger RNA of Westerdykella ornata, 3483 nucleotides long. RefSeq names its product HEAT repeat protein-like protein. The record is from RefSeq and is a predicted model, not a curated record. Lineage: Eukaryota; Fungi; Ascomycota; Dothideomycetes; Pleosporales; Sporormiaceae. The transcript is spliced from 2 exons. The coding region runs from base 198 to 3383 and encodes 1061 amino acids. Gene Ontology annotation, cellular component: cytoplasm. Gene Ontology annotation, biological process: chromatin remodeling.
CUUGCCAAUACAUCCCGGCGAGCUUCAAGAUCGACUGUCAAACAACUGUCUCGGCUGUCAGAUAACUGUCAAACUAGGUGCAUUUCGAUGUUACCGGCUAUCAGUUCCCUUCUGGGCGAAGAUGGAAACUGUGAUCGAUGAGAAAAACCGACACUCCUAACCGCAUCCUCCGCAGGCGGAACUGCGAAAUCGAUAUGAUGGAGAGAAAACAAGCUUUCCUUCGGCUGAAGCCAGCUUGUGUUGAGCUUCUGCAGGUGGUGUCCGCCUUUCACCACAAGCCUAACGCGAAGCGUGAGAUUGUCCGAUCUCUGGAAAGGCUCGUCUCUACUCUCCACGAACUAUCGUCAAAACCCGGCUCGCUAGAUGCGAAACUUGCUGAGUUUGCCUUUGUUCCGAUUUCCCAUGUGCUGAGGGCAUCCAAACUAGUACCCGUCCGCGCCUUGGAACUCUGCCUCAAAUGCACGUCCAUUCUCCUGAGAACCGGAUGGGACGGGGAGCUGUCUCCUGAGUUGACAGGACAGCUUCUUAUCCUAUUUACCUUCCUGGCCAACCCUUCUCCUUCAGAGAACGGACUCCCUGCUACCUCCGAGGAUCUGCAAGCCAGUGCUUUCCGAUGCAUGGCAGAGCUACUUACAAGUGUGGCUCAAAGCGACAGAGGGCCCGAGGUGCUCACCGAGACAGCAAAUAUCCCCACACUCGGAAAAGCCGUAUUGACCAUGGUUGACAGUUUCUCGGAGGUCCGUUCUCAAGAAGUGAAGAAGGAGGCGCUUGCUGCUUUAGAAACCCUCAUUUCGUGCAUAACGGACGUUGACGCUCUCGCCAGUUUCCUACCUAGGAUAGUCUCGUCCCUAACCAAAUUACUCACCCCGAGCAUCAGUAACCGACUAAACUUCCGGCUUAUCGAGCGUGGGCUGGACAUAUUGGCUCUCGUCCUUCAGAAAACGCUUAGCGACUCGGAUGCGGAACAUUUCCCUAGCUCCGAGGGGAGCAGUAGGGUCGUUCGGACGAUACCUUGGCUGCAUGCCACCGCCGCCCAAAUCCAGCUGGCCUUAGCCAACGUUUUAAGGCUCCGAACUCACGAUAAGAUGGAGGUCCGCCAUGCGCUCCUGAAUCUUUGUUUGGCCACCAUUCGAGAAUGCCGCAAAUCCCUCUCGGAAUGCAGCGGGAUGGUUAUUGAGACCCUGGUAACUCUUGCUGGGCGAGGUGAAGACCCUGAUACGAUUGAAACGGACCUCAAGGUACUUCUGUCAUUAGACCAAGCACUAGCUUCGCUCUUGCGAGAGAGUCUGCAUGACUGGAUAUUAUCACUUCCUCGGCUGAUGCAAUCUAAAGACGACAGCAGUCGACGGCAGGUCAUACUCCAGAUCUCGGUGGCGCUGCGAUUGCUCAAUAGCGCACAAACGGAUCUCUCCAUGAUCGAUGAUCUUUUGGCUCUGCACCUACGGGACAGCGUCUCAGAAGUCUUCAAAGAGUCGAAGAGCAUCGGCACUGUCGCUGAAUCUGUGGUGCAAACGGGCCAUGCCGUUGUUGUAGGAAAUACGGGCUCCACGACAUUCCAGCCCCUCACUUUACGAUUGAAAGGACAAGAAAUCAUGAUGAACGAGUUCAAUAUGCUCCUCCGGGAGCUAGCGAAGUCUGACUCCGCGCUCGUGGUUGCGCAAGACUUGAUUGACGCUGUCGACUUCGGCAGUGAAGAUAUGCAGAUUGCUACCUUAUGGCUUUCAGUCCGGCUGCUACAGUGCGUCUCUGAACGCGACGAGGCAAUCGACGAUUUCUUGGACUUUGGGAAUUCGAACCCUCGUCAUGAGCUCCUCGACCAGCUCUACUCCCUUUCGAUCGAAAGGUUGACGGCCUCAGCCGCCGAAGGCGAGCCGCACUGGCAUAUACAAGCUCUUGCACUGGAAGUCGUCGCCUUACAAGCACAGAGGUAUAAGAUAGACUUCCGUGUUGAGCUGAUCGAAUCCCUGUAUCCCGUUUUGCAUCAUCUAGGAAGCCCGAAUCCUGGUUUACGGGCUCACGCAAUGACUUGCCUCAACAUCAUGGCAGAGGCAUGUGACUACGCCGAUGCCAGCGACCUCGUAGUGUCCAACGUCGACUAUAUCAUCAAUGCCGUCGGUCUAAAGCUAAAUUACCACGACAUCUCACCGCAAGCUCCCCAGGUUUUGCUCAUGAUGCUACGGCUGUCUGGUCCGUCCCUCCUGCCGUACCUGGAUGACCUGGUUGGAAGCAUCUUCUCGGCUCUAGAGCGUUAUCAUGGCUAUCCUAAAUUGGUCGAGCUGCUAUUUGCAGUACUGAAAGGGAUGGCAGAAGAAGGAAUCAAAGCGCCACAACUUGCUGUCGAAGGCCCCGCACAACAACUAUCCCAUUUCUCUAAAACAGAAAGUGUGGCAGAUGUGGUAUCCGCGCUCAAGAAGCUAAAACGUCAAGCACAGAGAGACGAUGAGGAGCACGAGAAGGUCAUGGAGUCCUUUCCCAGAAGACCAUGGAAGGAAACACCCCAUGACGCAGAAAACGAAGAGCAUAUGGAAGACACCUCUCAAGAAGACAACCAAGCCGUUCAACAAGCCGAACCGCAAACCCCAGCUCCCAAGACCUUCGAUAUCCUCCUCAAAAUCUCCGAACUCACACAGCACUACCUGACCUCCUCAUCUCCCACCCUCCGCAGCUCCCUCCUUUCCCUGUUGAACACCACCAUUCCCGCUCUGGCCAAACACGAGAACUCGUUCCUGCCACUCAUCAACACUCUCUGGCCAGUCUUGCUUCCAAGGCUCGGCGACCCAGAAGCGUACGUUGUUUCAGAUGCUCUGUCUAUCAUGAGUAUGAUGUGCAUCCACGCCGGAGACUUUAUGAAAAGUCGCAUUGAAGGAUGCUGGGACGAGUUAAAGAGCAUUCAUAAACGGAGCAUGACUUCGAAAACGGCACAAAAAUCGACGGGAAAGAAGACGCUAAUAUCACCAUCAACUAAGAGGGAAUCCCUAACAUCGGACUUACUCAUCACACAACAAGCCCGCGAUGCAAGCGGCACCGAUACGAUCAAAUCCUACACCUCACUAGAUACCUAUCAACCGGAGAAAUACAUCGACACCCCGACGCGCAUGAUCCGCGAAAGCUUGAUUCGCCUCCUUUGCAGCAUCGCGCAGUACGUCGGCGUCCGCGAAGACUUGUUCGACGAUAUCGUCGACAUGCUAGAUCCGGUGCUCCAGAGGCAGGAUGUAAAGGAGGCGCUGGAGGUGAGGAAUCCGGAUGCCGUAUGGCUGCGGCUAUUGAGGAAGAGUCGACUCUCAAGUAAGGGAAAUAUGGGAGGGGAAGAGAUCGUCGACAAGGAUUGUUUUAUAGGAAGGAUGCCGGUGGGGAAGCCGCAGUGGCGGUUUGUAAUGGUUUAGAAUGUCUCUGGGAGACUGUGUUGGAGAUGGGGUUAAUAUGUGGAUAUGUAGUAUGAUCUUGUAUUGUAAUAGGCUACCUAAUUGUAUCUGGAUAACAUCA